UUCUCGGACAGUGCCGCUACAGCUCUCGAAAGAGACGCCCGUGAUUUCAACCCUUCUCGAGCGCGUACCGGGCCCUAAGGGUGCACGUCUUUUGGUAUACUCGAUGGUAUAAGGCAGGACCUUCGUCGGGGAUUUCGCGAUAAAUAGUGAACCUGAGGAGAAGGGUGAAUGCGAGCACUCCACUCACCAUCGCGAUUACACGUAAUCUCAACCCCUUCGCGUUUUAUCAGUUAAUAAUUUUACGUCGUUCGUCGCGAUUGAAAUAUUUUUUAUGGUAUUCUUGCUAAACUUGUUUACCAAGGAGCUUGGAUAUAUUGGAUGGUAUCUGGGUUCUGGGGGGAAAUAUACUUUUUGUUUUACUAUGAGAUAGCAAUGUAGGUUGGAAAGUUCAACUUUGUUGUUUGCCAAGUGCAGUGAAAGAUUUACAGUGAAGUUGGCAUAGCGAUUGAUAUUUGACACUGCUUGAAUAUGCAUUGGUAGCGAGGUAUCUUGGGCUCAUUGAAGAUAAAGGAAGAAAGGGGAAGGUAGAUCUCAAGCGAAGCGAUCGGGCAGUUCUGAAUAUUCAAUCUUCGUCCAAUAUUCCACAUUGACAAAGAUCGGGAUAUAGCGCCAAUGGGAGUCUAAUGGUCCAGGUGCUUAAGUCUUGAGACGUGUAGAAUUAAUUUCAAGUGCUACAGCCAGAUUCCUUUUAUCUCCAAGUCUUCGGGUUAAUCAAUGAGCUCGAUGUAGGAUACGAAAAUUACAUUGUCUGAAGUGAAUGAAAGAAGAAAAAAUCCAUCUGUGUCAACAUCUUCAUGUUUGUGAAUAGGUGAAGUAAAGGACAACGUAAGAAGGGUGUUCCUUAGUGUACGGUGAAACAAUUGAUGAUACAGCAGAAAAAAAGAAACAGCACAGAAAUAAAAAAUUACUGUUUAAUUAAACCAGCCUCAUUAAGGACUUGCAUGUAGAAAAGUCUAUGCGCACUGCGCAUCGCUAAUUAUUGUUCUAAACUAGUAAUUAACGCAAUUGCUGUACGCAAGAGACGACGAUGACGUCAACUGUGGCGACGAAACGGAAAAGCCAGUUCACAGCACGUUAACGUUUCCUAUUUGGCUGCGUCAAAACCGUUUUUGCAUCUAGCCAAUAAUGGGAAAGAGCGAGUGGCGUUGACGCUCAUUCGAAAGGGUAAAAAAAUAUCGCGAAAGCAGUGCGGAAGAGAAUAACAAAAGAAAAAUAUAAGAGAAAAGCAGAAAAUGUGAAGUAUACAAAAAAUACAUAUGGGCUGAAAGAAAAUUGUUCUUGGUACCGUUGACAAAGGAAUGAAGCAAAAACAAAAUUACAACUCCAUAAAGAUCGCGUUUUGGCAAGAGGAGCACGGCUUGCGAUUUCACUUCCACGCAAUUGAAUUUGCCACUUUGAGAUACAGCAAAAUCUUCUUCUUUCUCCUUGUUUCUCAUUUAAAUACAAUAUAUGCUCAUCCGAUGACUGUGACUUUUAGGUAGUGAAGAGAGAAAAAAAUUCCGUAAUGACUUUAAUUAAUGACCGUUACCCUAUUAGUAGACUACGUAAGUAAACAAAUUUUAGGACAAUAGUGCAUUACCGUGCGGAAUAAAAUAAUAACGGGUGAGAAUAAAAACAUAAGGUAAAUGAAAAUACGGAGGCCCUUGUACAUGAAAUAACCGGUGCUCACUAGCAAAGUCGUGGAGGGUGUCAAAGGGGAUAAUAAAAGGAACCAGGACAAUUUUUCUAAGAGCGACAUUCGCCUUUUCAUACCAAGGUGGACAAGAUUUAUCCACUUGUCAUCGUCCAAUCCUUAACGAGUAUCUCCAAUGUCAGCGACAACGGGGCAUCAAUAGUUAACCUCGAAUCUCCAACAGAAUUGCUAAUGUCAUCUCAUUGAGGCGGAAGACCCCCCUACGAAGAACUUAUCUCCAGGGACAGAGGGACCCAUAACCUGACACUGACUAUACGUGCAGGAUGUGCGAUGUAUUCAGAGGAUGUCGUGACCGUUGUCCUCGAGAGGAAGCGAGGCACGAGACCUGAAGUUAAAAAAAGUGGAACGAGAGCAAACAGAGAGAUGGCGUGUAAGAGUGAGGCAACGCAUAGGAUGAAUAACAGAUACCAAUGACAUCUCGGAGGGGCGGGGGCGAGGGGAGUAAAGGACCCCCCAGCCCCCCGAGCAGCGGUUCCGAGGACAAUGGGUUCGUGAAUCGUCCUAGGGUAGCUGGACUCUAUGUGAAGAAUCUCAGCAGGGAAGAGUUGGACAGCCUGGCGGAGGAAGGAAUUUACGGGCCGAGCGGCGAUCCCGGUAGGAGACGGGAUACCGGAAGCCAGAGGAGCUUAAAUCUUCCAGGAACAAGUAGAGAGUUUGAGUUUGUUGCUCAUCCGAGGUUCCAGGGACUCUCGAGGACGCCGCAGCCUCCGAGAAGAUCUGGGUCUGGAAAGCAUCGAGACACCGGAAGAAGAUUCGACGAACCCUCGAGGCAGAGCGUCCUUCAGUCGUCAGGAUUUUCGAGGCGGCUGGAGGAGACAUCAAGGACCUCCUUGAUAGGCGUGGAGUCGACAAGAUCCUCGCAGGACGGCGAUGGUUUUUUGAGACGCGUACUGGACUCUCCGGCAGGUUCACCAAAAGAGACCAGGCUGCGUCCUGAUGAGAGUCCUCAUAGAAGAGCCACCGAUGAACACGAGGACGCACCCUCCACAAGAUCCGAAGACUUCAGCGAGUACCACCGUACCACUCGAGAUGAAGAGUUGACUGAGAGCCGAAGAUCGCCUCCACCUUAUGCUGGACUGAGUCCACCGGAAUACGAGUAUACGGAUUCCCUGUCGCCGCUCUUCCCGCGAUGCUCUGGCAGAUCCUACGGUAGCCUACAAUAUGGCGACACUAGACCUUCCGGCGACGUCAUACCUGGUUUCGUCACCUACGAGACCCAGACUAACCUCAGGCCUGAAUCGAACGAGUCUAGUCGAAUGGAAGGUUUCCUCAGCCCACCGGAUACCACUCCGCCGACACCUGUACCGGAAAAGAAUAGCCUCGGGCAAGAGAGGGUUACCGAGGAGUCACCCCAAAAGAGGAUCACGCCUAAAGCGCAGGAUAGUACCAGGCUACGACCUCCAUUGGCUGGUACUGCUGGUACCUCUGCCGAUUCCGGUACCGGUGAUUCCGGAAGCGCUGAGAUACAACCGGAUAUCAUCGGCACUCCUCAACCUGCUACUUCGGACAAUCUCAGUGCGGGAAAUCUUAACGUUGAGAACAAAUCCCCUGGCUCUAAAACACCUGGCGCUAAGGGAGGCAAGCAGACGGUUAAACCCUUUACCAAGGAGAGUCUAGACAGGCUUGAGAAUAGAACUGUACAAUUGGUGAGGGAGUACGGGUUUCAGCCACGAAGAAAAACUUCGGUGGAGGACGGGGCGGUGCUUCCAAAUAAAUUUGAACCGUUCCCAACCGAUUUAUACGGCAGGCCGCUCGAGGAAAUCGACAAUUUUAUAUAUGACGAGACGUUCUGCGUGGUGUCCAAGAGAUCUCGCAAGAACUACAUCCACAGGUUCACUGCGACUAACAGCUGGUUCAUAUUUUCUCCAUGGAAUCCCAUAAGGCGCUGUUGCAUCUUCCUCAGUACAAACCAGUACUUUGACUAUGUGGUCAUGGCUACCAUUCUACUUAAUUGCGUCUUCCUAGCCAUGACCGAAACCGUCGAAGAAGCCGAAUAUAUCUUCCUAGCCAUCUACACGGCAGAAAUGGUGAUAAAGUCGAUAGCUAAGGGAUUCAUUCUCAACAAGUACACGUAUCUGAGGAAUCCAUGGAAUUGGUUGGACUUUGUGGUGAUAACAAGUGGAUACGCGACUAUCGGAAUGGAGGUUGGAAAUCUUGCUGGUCUAAGAACGUUCCGAGUGCUAAGAGCACUCAAGACAGUUUCCAUCAUGCCAGGUUUAAAAACUAUCAUCAAUGCACUGUUGCACAGCUUCAAGCAACUUGCUGAGGUCAUGACCUUGACGAUUUUCUGUUUGAUGGUCUUCGCUCUUUUCGCUCUGCAAGUUUACAUGGGGGAACUAAGGAACAAGUGCGUAAAGCAUCAAGAACCAAACGCCACCCAGGUCGACUGGAACGAGUGGACUUGGAACUCGUCCAACUGGGCGUUCAACGAGGACGAGGAGCCCAUCAUCUGCGGCAAUGUAACCGGCGCCAGGCAUUGCAACGAGAGUUAUACCUGUCUUUGCGUGGGCCCAAAUCCCAAUCAUGGUUACACCAAUUUCGACAAUUUUUUGUGGUCCAUGCUCACAACUUUUCAACUCAUUACCCUCGACUAUUGGGAAGAUGUCUAUAACAAGGUGUUGUCGGCGUGCGGACCUAUCAGCGUCUCGUUCUUCACGGUGGUUGUCUUUUUCGGAUCGUUUUAUCUCAUCAACCUGAUGCUCGCCGUCGUGGCGCUCAGCUACGAGGAAGAAGCGGAAAUUACGAACGAGGAGCGCCGUAAGGACUUGACUGACCACCGUGAGGACUCGACGUUUAGUUUCGACCCGUCGAAGAUAAACAUCAAGACACUUACCAAGGAGAAGCAGAAAAAGAUAGACGCCAGAAAGGGUGUACUAUUAAGUAGCUACACGCGAAAAAAAGCACGUCGAAGAAAACGCGGAAGGAGCUCCGCGGGCCAGGAGAAAAAUGGUGGCACCCGCAGCAGAUCGGUGACGCCGAGCCCGAGUCCCAGUCCAAGGCACUCGAGUGUCCGGCCGUCGCAUCUUCCGCUGCAGGCUGUCGCACCAAAACCAGCUGAUCCCAACACAGUGCACAGAUUAGCACCGCAUCGAGGAAUGUUGCACUCGAGACAGGCCAGUAACAAUAGCAACCAGCAAUCGUCAUUGGAUGAUUCGGGGGUGGUGGAUGAUCAUGAUGGGGAUGACGUAACCUCGGCCGAGGAACACGAAAGGAGAGAGCACAGAGAGCAUAGGGCUGAGAGACAAGAGAGACAAGAACUCAGAUCCUCCUUCGAACUAAGAAGAUUAGAUAUUCCGAAAACGGAACAGCAGCCUGCACCUGUUACCGUUUCGGUGAGGAGCACCAAUCGCGAGAUCAGGGUGCUCAAGUGUAAUGGGGUAAAAACGAAAAAGCACAUGUAUGCCCUGCCUCCUGAAUACUUGUCCCACAUUGUAGUUCUAGAUGAUCUUCCAGAUAGAAAUUGCGACAAGUGCAUUCAGUGCUGCGUGGAUUACGAGGGUUGGCUGCGAUUUCAAAAUUGUCUUUAUAAGGUGGUAAGGGAUCCGUUAUUCGAGUUGACGAUAACUUUAUGCAUCGUAUUGAAUACUGGCUUCCUUGCUAUGGAACAUCACGGAAUGAGUGAGAAUAUACGUCAGGCUUUGAAUAUUGGAAAUAAAGUGUUCACGAGUAUCUUCACCUUCGAGUGCUUCCUUAAACUAUUGGCGCUCAGUAAGGAUUUCUUCAACAAUGGCUGGAACAACUUUGACCUGAUAAUAGUAUCAGCCUCGUUAAUUGAUUUAACGUUCGAGCUCGUCGAUGGCCUUUCGGUAAUACGAGGUCUCAGGUUACUGAGGGUGCUCAAGCUGGCGCAGUCUUGGACGACGAUGAAGGUGCUCCUUAGCAUCAUCAUCUCAACCAUCGGUGCGCUUGGAAAUUUAACUUUUGUCCUGGUGAUCGUGAUCUAUAUAUUCGCCGUGAUCGGUAUGCAGCUCUUCAGUAAGGACUACACGUUGGAUAAAUUCUAUCCGGAUCCUGUGCCCAGGUGGAACUUCAAUGACUUCUUCCAUUCGUUCAUGAUGAUAUUUCGUAUUUUGUGCGGCGAAUGGAUAGAACCACUUUGGGAUUGUAUGAGAGCCGAAAAGGAUGAAGGGCCCGAAACAUGCUUUGCCAUAUUCCUACCGGCAUUAGUCAUGGGCAAUUUCAUGGUCCUUAAUCUCUUCUUGGCUUUGCUGCUCAACAGCUUCAAUUCUGAGGAACUGAAGCAGAAAAAGGAAGAAGUCGGCGAGGAGUCGAAGCUCGCGAGAUCCUUUGAUCGGAUCAGGUCAAUUGUACGCAAGAAAAAGUAUCACAGGGAGAAUUCGGAGAACGAGAAAAAUAUGAAACUCGAACAAAUCGUGAGAGAAGUCAUGGAUAAGUCGGACAAGGAAAAGUAUGCUAUCCAGGAAACCGUGCUGAGCCUUCCCAAAGACAAUAUUUAUAAUAGGUCCUAUCAGGAGAGUUUGAAUCAGCCUGUAUUCACGUACGAUCCGAUAUACCGUCAGGCCACUGUAACGACCUAUAGUCAGAGCAGUCAAGAGACUGCUAAAGAGAAUAAAAAAUUGAAUGAUAAGGAUAACAGUAACGAUACCAAAGCCGAAGAGAGUAUCGAAUUAGAGGUAUUAAAGGAGUCUAGUAGUAAACCGGACGAGGAAGUAGCAAUGCUACCGGAAAAGGAACAGGUUCGACAUGAGGAGCAUGUAGAAAAAAGACCAUGGCAUGCAUUAGUCAGUUACGUUGACGAAUUGACAGUUGGCGGAAGACGAGACAGCAAAGGUAGAUACAUUGACGGUAUGGGAUCAUUUCCUGGUUUUGGUAGAAGCAAACCACCGAAAGUGCCGCAAGAUUGUUUUCCGCAACAUUGCUAUCAAAAAUGCUCCUGUAUUAAUAAAUGCGUUGCUACUGACAUCGGUCGCAAAUGGAUACAAGUGAGAACGGCAGUGUUGUCCGUAGUGGAUACGCCAGCAUUCGAAUGGAUGAUUCUGGUCUUGAUUUUCGCAUCUUCCAUAACGCUGUGCUUCGAGGAUAUCUACCUGGACGAUAAUCCAUUCUUGAAAAAGAUCCUGUACUGGACCAAUCUGGGAUUCUGCGCCUUGUUCAGCAUAGAGAUGCUCCUGAAGUGGCUGGCGUUAGGCUUCUGUAAAUACUUCACCAGUUUCUGGACGAUUCUGGAUUUUAUAAUCGUUUUCGUAUCCAUGUUUAGCCUGUUGAUAGAGGAAAAUGAGAACUUAAAGGUAUUACGAUCAUUGAGGACUCUCAGAGCAUUAAGACCAUUGAGAGCGAUUUCAAGAUGGCAAGGCAUGAGGAUCGUAGUGAACGCGUUGAUGUACGCCAUACCUAGUAUUUUCAACGUGCUCCUCGUCUGUCUCGUGUUCUGGCUGAUAUUUUCCAUAAUGGGCGUUCAAUUCUUCGGCGGAAAAUUCUUCAAAUGCGUAGACGAGUACGGGGAGAUGUUAGAUAUAUCGAUAGUGAACACUAAGGAUGAUUGUUUCAAUCAAAACUACUCCUGGGAGAACAGCAAGAUCACUUUCGAUCACGUUGGGAUUGCUUAUCUGGCAUUAUUUCAAGUAGCAACUUUUGAGGGUUGGAUGGAAGUGAUGAAGGACGCAGUUGAUGCGCGAGGGGUUGAUUUGCAACCCCAACGCGAAGCCAAUUUAUACGCCUAUUUCUAUUUCGUAAUAUUCAUCGUAUGCGGUUCCUUCUUUACCCUCAAUCUCUUCAUUGGAGUUAUCAUAGACAACUUUAACAUGCUUAAAAAGAAGUACGAAGGUGGCGUGCUAGAAAUGUUUCUGACCGAAAGUCAGAAGCACUACUACACUGCCAUGAAAAAGCUCGGUCGAAAAAAACCGCAAAAAGUCAUCAAGCGGCCAAUGAAUCAAUUUCUCGCAAUGUUCUACGACCUAUCAAAUUCGAGAAGAUUCGAAAUAGCAAUCUUCGUUUUGAUAUUUCUGAAUAUGCUAACAAUGGGAAUCGAGCACUACAAUCAGCCGCACCCAAUUUUCUUCGUUUUGGAAGUCUCCAAUGCAUUCUUCACAACGGUCUUUGGUCUUGAGGCAAUCGUGAAGAUUAUUGGUCUUCGCUAUCAUUAUUUUACGGUACCCUGGAAUCUCUUCGACUUCCUCCUAGUCCUAGCAUCGAUACUGGGUAUCCUUAUGGAGGAUAUUAUGAUGGACUUUCCCGUGUCGCCGACGCUCCUGCGGGUCGUGAGGGUGUUCAGAAUCGGUAGGAUCUUGAGGCUGAUAAAGGCUGCCAAAGGAAUCCGGAAGUUACUAUUUGCUCUGGUGGUCAGUCUGCCUGCGCUCUUUAAUAUCGGAGCACUUUUAGCGCUGAUAACGUUUAUCUACGCUAUCAUCGGCAUGUCCGUCUUUGGACACGUGAGAAAGCAGGGUGCACUUGACGAUAUGGUAAACUUUGAGACUUUUGGACGAAGCAUGCAGUUGUUGUUUCGGCUAAUGACUUCCGCUGGAUGGAAUGACGUCCUGGAGUCACUCAUGGUUCAGCCACCUGAUUGUGAUCCAACGCCAACUAGCAGGCAAAUGAACGGAGAUUGUGGAUAUCCCCUCCUUGCGAUAACGUACUUUACCUCAUUUAUCAUCAUCAGCUAUAUGAUAGUCAUCAAUAUGUACAUCGCUAUUAUCCUGGAAAACUUCAAUCAAGCUCAUCAAGAGGAGGAAAUCGGUAUCGUUGAGGAUGACCUAGAGAUGUUUUAUAUUCGUUGGUCAAAAUACGAUCCGCACGCAACGCAAUUUAUCCGUUUUUCCCAAUUAAGCGAUUUCAUCGCGAGCCUAGACCCGCCGCUGGGAAUAUCAAAGCCUAACGUGGUAGCGUUGGUUAGCUUUAAUCUUCCCAUCGCAAAGGGCAAUAAGAUUCACUGUCUGGACAUCCUACACGCGCUUGUCAAGCACGUCCUCGGUCACGUGGAGGAAUCCGAGGAUUUCCGGAAGUUGCAGGAACAAAUGGACGUCAAGUUCAAGAAGCAGUUCCCUACUAGGAAGGAACUCGAAAUUGUUUCAUCCACGAGGAUAUGGAAGCGGCAAGACAAGGCAGCUAGAUUGAUUCAGCGCACAUUCAGAGAUUACAUCAGUAUGAAGAAGGAGCGCGAAAGAAUCGCCCAGGAAGUUGAUUCUCAAACCCAAACCUCCAGUCCUGGUGGUGGAGGCAGUGAAGGUAAGGGCGGGGGUGGAUGGGGCGGAAAGCUGUCGGCCCUUCUCCACGUGCAUCGGGGUAGUCGGGCCAGUAGCCGCAAGUCCUCCAGGGCCAGCGACGCCAGCGACCUCAGCGAGCUCGGGACCGCGUCCGCGUGGCUUUUCCCGAACCUUCCGCUGUUGCUGCUCUCCGGCGCCACCGGAACCCACGAGGACCUGCAACCCCCCGCCCUCACCGUAUCCCGUCCCUCGCCAACCACGGAACAACCUUCGGCAGCUUCCAGUUCCGGUUCCGACUCUCAUGCUACCGUUAGAUCAUCAGGACCGACAUUGGGCCGUCAGGAUGCUGUGGAAACCUAUCACGAGGAUGACGUUCUAAGUCCACCAACUUCCAAGAGAGGAUCCUUACGACCUAGCGGUACGGCACUAUCCUUGAAUAUGCUACAACGCGACAUCAAGGAUGCAUUCACUCGUCGUUGCGGUAGUCUAAGAAGAAGGCAACAGCCCCCGGAACCUGUAAAUCUUCCGAUCGCAGAUGGAAGUGACGUCAGUAUUCUGGUAACAGAACCCAGUCCUGAAAGCACUGCGCCACCAACAAGACCCCCGUUGCUGAGGCAACAAUCGGAGGCAACAGUCGUCCAUGUCCUGGUCCACAGAGAAAGCGAGGAAUAUCGCGAAACUCCGGAUGAUAGCUGAUCCGAGUGUGUAGAGAAAUUUUACACUGGCUAGAAUAAGUAAGAAGACUAUUAAAUCAUUAUAGCUAGAACGACGUUCGCCGCUUCUCCAAGGCAAAUUACAGGAUCAUCUGGACGGCAGAAAAAUUGAUCGAUCAUUUUUGGCUCCACGCUUUACUAAAAUAAACUUUCCAAAUUUAUAAAUCCAUAAUGAAUCAAGAGACCUAUGAACGGGAAGCAAGUAUUCCGUUUGCUUAAAUUUUCGAAAAAAAAUUGAAUCAGCACAGCGUGUGUAUAUUAUGACACGGCUUACCUACAAAAUUUGCCAAGGAGAACGAGUCGAGUUUUGAUUCGAAGAUUGUUCGAACGUGUUAUAAAAAUCUUUAGCAAAAAAAUUACUGCCUCAAAACCGUAGUAUAGAUUAUACGUGCAGCGCCUGAAAAAAGGUUGCUAUGACAUAAGUUCAUACUAAGACAUUUUUAUUACUGAUGAUUGUCAUAAUAUUUCCUGCAAAGGAUUAAAAGGUUUAUUAUGAAACUCAUGAAAGUUAUGAUCACUAAUUUGAAUUACCGUAAUCAUGGUUCAGAGGAAUUAUUAAAUAUUUAGAUACUGAUAGAGUUAGAUUUUUUUUAUUACCAAAAUAUGUCGAAAUCGAUAUCCUAUAGGUGCUUGUUUUACUGCUUUUUUGUCACAGGUAAUUUUAGUCGACUAUAGACUACAUAUCAUAUAAUUUAGGAAUCGUAUAUUUUGUUCCUAAUAAAAGCGUAAAAUGUACGAUAUGUCGCAACCUUCUUUCGGGAGCAGUUCGCACAGGGAAGGCGUCGCUUAAAGACACGAAGUUACAAAUUUAGACAUUUCGUUAUUAAGAUACGCAGUUAAGUAGGUGUAGCUGUGAUUAGAUGACAGACUGUUGAAAUCGCGAUAUGCUGGCUCCGGGAGAUUUCGCAUAGUUGUAGGUUACGUGAAUGCGCGACAAUUGCGUUUCAAUGCGGGACAACGAAUUUUUUCUAAUCAAUCGUGUUACCCGAUCGUUAUAUACAAGGGAUAGUGAAAUCCCUGCGUCGCAUGAGUUACUCAAAUGGAGUAUAAAAAUUUGGAUCAGCAAGGAUCAGUUGAAAGAUGAUUCCGAAAAAAAGUUAAAAAAAAAGCAUAAAACUUAAAUCUGACAAACACCGUAUCAAAAUUGUAACAUUGAUCGAUAAGAUCAAUGACUGUUUUGAAAAGGACAAAAAAAUUAUUGAUUCAUUAAAAACAUUAUUUUUAUCGUUUCUAAAUAAUGUCAUAGUGCCUCGAAUUGUUAAAAAAAAAUUUUUGAAUUAUAAUAAUAAUUUUUCCUAUAUACUUUCUAUUACCGUUACAAUGAUCGUACUUACUAUUAAGUACUGUGCACGAUCGACAAAAAUUCUUGACAGAUCAAUCGAGUGUGCAAGAUUUUCGAACCAGUUGAAAAGCACAAGGUGAUUUUAUUGUGAGAUAUUUAGAAAAUUCAGAGUGGUGAAAUUCUCGCGGAGCUGGUUUUCGCGAGGCGUAUAGAAUGAAGUAUAAGUCAAUUAACGAUAACUUAUUAAAAAGAAGAAACAGAAGUAAAAUAAAACAUACUCGAAGUCUAUAUGCGAAGGGAAGCGACGGCAUGCGUACAACCCAUUUCCUGGGAGCGUCUCAAAAACUGUACAAUCAUGAAAAAAAGGUGCUUCUAGGGCGCCGUCGUAGAUCAUUUAGAUCGUAAUUAAGAGAUAGCGCGUGCGUGAGCGCGAUUAACUGCACGCGUGCACGUAUCUAUGACUAAGGUAAGAGUAAAUCAAUAAUGAAUUAUCGCACUAACGGCGACUUAGAAAUACCACUAGGGCAAUGUUACGUAGAAGAAAUUAAUAUCUUGCAAGACCAAUUAAUUGGUUUUUGCGAUAUGUUAAUUUUGCACGAUGCUCUCUCGCUUGCGAUUGGUUUAAUAAAAGAACCAAUUAACUUCAGUUAAUUAAUGAAAAAAAGUUUAACACUUCAUUAUUGCUAUGUAGAUAUUAAAAAAAAAAUACAUUUGUAUUUCCUUGCGAGUAUUGGGGAUCAUUAGGUGACGUUGAAACGCAGUAAAAAUAAUUGCACAAUAGCUUCACUUUCCAUGACAUAAUUAAAUUACAUAAAUAAUUAUAUUAUCGGUUCACACUUAAAUAUCAUAUAUGCAAUAAGCAAUGGACCAUUAAUUGAUAAUCAAUAAUACAUAUACAGAAUACAUGUAGUUUUCAAAGAAAAAAAAUUUUUCAGCUUUUCAAUUUUUAAGCCGGCAUUUUAAGUUUUUAAUAUAAAUAUUUCAAAAACCGGAUGUUCGAUGAAACUUCCCAAUUAAAGUUUCCAAUAAAGUUUUUCUUAAAAUCAUCCACGAUUCUUCUCAGCACUACGGUUCGAUGAUCUCUAAUAUUCGAAUAGAUUAUUUUAAUCGGUGCUCGAUCGCGUUAUCCUUUUUGUACAAAAAAAUAGAAAAAGACAAUGGAAUAAUAAGACACGCCAUAUCCAUAGGCAAUUUUGCGGUCCAUUGGAGUACCUUCUCGUUUGAACGUCUUGCUCGAACCAGUGCAUUACGCGGAGCACUGUAUUUGGGUUUGAUCAAAAUGUCGGAACGAGAAUGCAUACCCGCGGCCCACAAAAAGUGCAACAUUAUUCACAGUAUAGAGACACAUUUACAAACAGUUCAUUGAUUAAAGGUGAGAUGGAGGGUAUGAUUUUUCCCAAGCGAGAAGACGCAGAAUAAAAUGAGCUUCAAUGAAUUAUAGGUGCAUAGUGAAAGUAAUUUGUAAUAUAGGAAACGUAAUGCUAAUGGUAGGGAUAUAAUUAGCAAAGAAAGAAAUUAUAGAACGCAUAAACAUAGCAUAUCAACGAAAAUUAUAAUUAUUGGUAAUAUUCAUUUUCCAUGCAGACUAUGUAAAUCGUGAAAAACAAAAUCGGUAAAUUCGUAUCGAUAUAACGGAAAACUGCAAGAAUUCAAAAUCGCCUUUUUUUAUAAUUUUUAUGAAUUCCGGGUGCAAUUAGCACAGAUUUAAAUGCAUGGUGAAAAAUGGUAGCUAGGUGAUUUUUGCUUUUUGUUUAAUCAUGAAAAAACCUAAUUUAGCCAAUAAAGUAAUUUUAAUUGUAUUAAAUUUGACUUUACCGCGUUCUCUGGUUCGCGCACAAGCUCUUUCGUAUAUGUCUCUAUGACAUAGGCGAUUUCUCUGAAUCACUAGAGCAUACGUAUUUCAGCAGGCUGACAACGCCGAAAUUGUUUUACAAAAUUAUGCAAAAUUUUCUUAUUUUCAUUGUUGGCGUUUCAUACGGGAGAAGUGUACGAGAAAAUGCACAAAAAUGUGUGGCAAUGACGCCAAGCACAAUCGAAUGCGAUUUAUCCGUUUUACUUGUUAGAUAUGAAAAAUUAAUUAUAUGUUUUUCCUUGAUUGUCAAUGAUAGAGGCCAAAAUAUUCAUGGUACGAAAAAUUUGUAUGUUUAAAAAAAAACCCAAUACUUAUAUAUUACGUAAAAAGAAAUAGUAAAAAAUGCUGAAAUUUCAAAUCGAAUAAUACACGGUCAUUAGAAAAUUACAAUCUAAAUUUGAUGAUUUGAGAUCAUCAUAAAAAACAAACAUUCGAACGAUCAAAUACAUUAUCAUCCAAGAGCUUGUACCUAGAUAUACAUGUUCUGAAGGGACCUUCACUUUAUGUAUAAAGUUUUGAAUUUCGCUUCCAUAUUUUAAUAUUGAAGAAAAAAUGAAAAGAAGAAUACUGCUUGAUAUAUAGGUCAAGCUGAUAUUCACCAUUUGGUUCGGCGAUUGCUCUUGAAAUAUUGAUUCGGCAUCGAAUAGACUUCGUAUUUUAAAUUACCGAUCGCUUCCCUUUUAUUCGCUUGCAUUGUUUGUAAGAGGAAUGGCAUUGACAAUAUUUACCACACGAGAUAUAAAAUAGAAAUAAAAUUACGACUAAUGUAUCGGGUGGAUCAGAAAAGAAAGAAGCUGAGAGUAACGAGAAAAUUAGUAGACGCGAGACGAACGAUUAAUCGGAUAAAAUUCUGCGAAUCUAAAGGUCCAUUCAUAUCGGCGACUAUACUUGUAUAAUACGUGACACAUAAUUGGUGGAGCGAUUUCGUUUUUUUUGGAUCACCCCCUACAACGAGUUCUACAAUCAAAGGCCUAUGUAACAUUUAGAGGAAAGUGGCGUUAAUUAAUGUCUUCAAUAAUUAUUAAAUUGACUUAAGUAGCCAUUUAAUGUUUUAUUAUUGUUUCUAGUGAGCUCCUCGCGACGAAGCACGUUAUAACGUGUAUAUGUUUUCUUGAGAUUUGACAACAAUGUAUUAUUCCGUUGCCAGGAGAAAAUAUUAAUGAGAGCACGUGCUUCGCUUGUGAGGAUCCUGAAAAGGGGAUAGGGAUGGUGAAGUAAGUGAGAAUUAAUACUGCAUUCUCUCCGUGCUGAGCGGGACUCAAGUUUGGUGAUAAUACUGAGGAUAUAAUGAAUAUAGUUAAUUAACCAAUAAGUAUAAAUAAAUUAGUAAAUAUAUAAUACGUAAGUAAACAAUAAUACCGCGUAAAGUAAGAGCCGCGAGAAUACAUCCUGUUAGAUCUGUAAAAACUUAAGCGAUCAAAAAACUUUUUGUUACGCAUAAAGAAAAAAGAAGAAAAAAAGACCGAACCGAAUAGAAGAAACAGAUUCAAACUCCUCUUAUCGUCAUAUACGCGUAUGUCAAUCUAUUCAAAAAAAUUAUAAAGCUACCAGCAAAUUCAAAGUCCGCAGAGAUUUCCAUGACGAUGCACCGAUUGAAGAGUUUUUAAUGGACCAUACAAAUAAUCUUGUUAUCCAUUAAAUCGGUGUAACGUUACUUUCCGUACCAUCCGUGACUCCUGAAAGAUCAAUAAGACAGUAACAAAUGUUACGUAUGAGUACAGUCGUUAGUGAAGCUGUUAUGAAAUUUCGCAAAACUGCAGAAAAGGUGUUCUGAUAAAGAUAACAAAGAGGGAGAGAAGAGAGAGGAGAUAAAGGAAGAGCAGUCAGGAUAAGAGAGCUCGAGAUUAAUCAAGAUAGAAAAUUUCUCGAUUUUCAUAUAUGAAUACACUUAAUGAUUAUCUAGCCGAGCAUAAAUGCCAUAAAGGCAAAGAGCCAUUAACAAUUUUAGGUAAUAAGUUAUCGAAGACGAGAGAGAGAUGUCGUAUGAUGCAUAUAUGAUAUACAUUGUAGCUAGCGAUAACGAUGAGCCAGAUGGUGAAAAGUUGAAAAUUGUAAGCCUGCAAACUUGUUAUACUAAAUUUGUAAAAGCGUGUAAUGCGACGACAAGCAAGUGAAGGAGAAACUUACGCACAGUGCAGGCACGAAUGAUUAAUUAUAUGACAAUUCUGACUUGAUUUUACGACCGAACUUUUUAAUUGUCAUAUUGGCAAAUAAACCACAUCCCCUAGUCCUGCUGUAAAUACUAUGAAAUGUGCGUACGUUUAGCUCAAGCAUGUGUAGAUAUAUAUUUCAUUAAUUCUUGUUGGCUUGUGAUAUCAAAUACUCAAACGGUUUACGGACGGAGACCCGUGCAUUCUGAAAUAAUUUGUUGGAUUAUGCUGUAUACAUUUUAUCUUUAAGGUUUGUCUUAUCAAAUUUAAAAAAAAAAUACAAAUGGGUCGAAGUGUGAUUUUUGUUUCUCCAAGAUACAGCAUCGUUAUUCCUGCUUUUUGGGUAUUCAGUAUUGUUGUUGCAAUUAGCAUUAUUAAAUUGAUAUGAGAUGACAUUGUUAUUACUGAACGAAUGCACGAAUGAGUUCGUCUGUGAUCUGCGUGAAGUUUCGAUUCCCUUAUUGGGGCCUCUUUAUGGAGAGUAAAUUAUGUCUGGGCCUGAGAGUAAUGUUAAAUUUUAAUGAAAUUUUAUGCAGUGGAAAUCACGUGGUAUUUAUGUUAGAGAAAUUUAAAGAUUUUCUUGAAUUAUUUUUUAGUGCUAUCUCUAUGAUAACAUAGGAAUUAUUCUGUAUAGUUGUUCACUUAUUGUUGUCAAUCUCAGUGUGUGCAAUGAAGGAACAACUUUUCUUUUGUAUAGUUAUUAAUGUUUGUGAGACAAUCUUCAUUCUGUAUACUCUCGGGUUCAGAACUGACACAAUUGAAUCAGCAAUAUUAUAUGCGGAGUAGUUAUUUAGUCAGAUAUUUUAUUAUAUUAGUGAUAUCUUAAUACGAUACUUCAAGCGAUGGGGAAAAAAUCGGUUAGAUUUAACCGUAUAGGACAUU
Molecule: messenger RNA, 15732 nt
Organism: Cephus cinctus (wheat stem sawfly)
Lineage: Eukaryota; Metazoa; Arthropoda; Insecta; Hymenoptera; Cephidae
Gene: NaCP60E
Product: sodium channel protein 60E
Exons: 23
Coding region: 2104-9549 (2481 amino acids)
Biological process (GO): sodium ion transmembrane transport; neuronal action potential; membrane depolarization during action potential
Cellular component (GO): plasma membrane; voltage-gated sodium channel complex
Molecular function (GO): voltage-gated sodium channel activity; protein binding
Source: RefSeq, a predicted model, not a curated record